UUAAUAAGUUCUCUUCCCCCAAAUAAUGGCAAAAUUUUUAUAAUGGAUAAUGCGAGUAUCCACAAACAAGUUAAACAAAUAAUUAAAAAAACACCACAUGAAGUCAUAUUUUUGCCGACAUAUUCACCUUUUUUAAAUCCGAUAGAAAUAGUUUUUUCUAAGAUGAAAAAUUUGGUAGCAAAACAUCUGCUCGACAGCCAAGAAACAAUUCUAGAAAGAAUUGAAGAAGCGUUCGACAAAGUAACUAAACAAGAUUGUAGAGGUUGGAUUAGUCACUUUCUAUCAUAUUUUGGUAGUUGUUUAAACGAAGAAAGGAUAGAAAUGUAG
This is a messenger RNA of Dentiscutata erythropus, 327 nucleotides long. The record is from the annotation of a GenBank genome assembly. Lineage: Eukaryota; Fungi; Glomeromycota; Glomeromycetes; Diversisporales; Gigasporaceae.